Drosophila gunungcola (fruit fly) is the source of this 1224-nucleotide messenger RNA. RefSeq names its product elongin-B (gene EloB). Bases 407 to 763 code for a protein of 118 amino acids. Gene Ontology annotation, biological process: transcription elongation by RNA polymerase II. The record is from RefSeq and is a predicted model, not a curated record. The transcript is spliced from 4 exons. Gene Ontology annotation, molecular function: protein binding. Gene Ontology annotation, cellular component: VCB complex; elongin complex. NCBI's taxonomy places the organism in Eukaryota, Metazoa, Arthropoda, Insecta, Diptera, Drosophilidae.
GAUAUUGCCAUCGAUGGUUUGACAGCUCUAAUUGGUUGAGAAAGCAGCAGCAAAAGGAAAAAGGCCAGAAAAAAUCGUAAAACUACGAAAACCUACAAGUGCGGGGCAACCGAGGAAGCUGUUGCACAAACAAUACAAUACACACGGUACCGCGAACCGCACGCCACGCCCUCCCGCGCCGCCCCCAACUCCGGACAAGCGGGACAGGAAAAAAAAGAAGCGCCCAGCAGCGGUGGUGCAAGCGAAGUAGGAAAAUUCCAGCCGAUCGAAACGAACGCCCGCGACCGCUAAAGGAAGCGCCGCCCACGCCGUCAGCUCUAGAAUCGACUCUACCUUCCAUAGCCACCUGGUUAACCCGCAUUCAAGCAGCCGCCGCAGCCCCAGCCAGCGCCACAAACUCCGCAACAUGGACGUAUUUCUCAUGAUCAGGCGGCAGAAGACCACCAUCUUUACGGACGCCAAGGAGAACACAACGGUUGCCGAGCUGAAGCGAAUGAUUGAGGGCAUACUCAAGGUGCAGCCUGUGGAUCAGCGGUUAUACAAUCAGGACAACGACGUCAUGGAGGACGAGAGCACGUUGCAGGACUACGGCGUGACGGUGUCCACGGCCAAGGCGCAGGCUCCGGCGCAGCUGGGUUUGACAUUCAGAAACGAGGUGGGCGACUUUGAGACACUGGACAUGACACCCUACUCGGCACCACCAGACUUACCUGAAGUGAUGAAAAACCAAGAGGCCUCGAACGGACAGGAGCAGGUUGCAUAAAAAGCAGCAGUCAGUCAGUCAGUCAAUCACCCCUACGAGAACAACAAACAGCAGCAAACACAUCAACAAAAGCAACAGCAGCAGCAGAAGCAGAACGAGACAAACUAAAUCCGCUAAAUCCAGAGACUCUAAACUACUGUCGCUCGCUUGUCCCCCGCAAACGAAAUGUACGAAAACCCGGAAGGAUGAGGGAGAUCUGCCUGUGAUUUCCAACCUCCAUGCCUGGUCAGAAAAGCAACAACUGCGGCCGCAGUACCAAUAGCUAAAUAUGCAUUUUUCGUUGUUUACAUAGCAAGGAACUAUGGUUCCAACUCAAAAUUGUACUUUGGAAUGGGAUUUAUAAUAUUCGGCUUUAACUUUACACCCUACCCCCACUUGUUUGUUUCUUUUUAAUGGAAUUUAUACGAAUUUGUUGAGAAAAUACACAAAGUCAUAAAAAGUAAAUGUGAGAAUUGAGCGAA